Messenger RNA from Ochotona curzoniae (black-lipped pika), 984 nucleotides. It is a transcript of the gene LSM4, whose product is annotated as LSM4 homolog, U6 small nuclear RNA and mRNA degradation associated. Bases 179 to 556 code for a protein of 125 amino acids. The transcript is spliced from 5 exons. The record is from RefSeq and is a predicted model, not a curated record. Lineage: Eukaryota; Metazoa; Chordata; Mammalia; Lagomorpha; Ochotonidae. Gene Ontology annotation, cellular component: U6 snRNP; P-body; spliceosomal tri-snRNP complex. Gene Ontology annotation, biological process: mRNA splicing, via spliceosome; nuclear-transcribed mRNA catabolic process; spliceosomal snRNP assembly. Gene Ontology annotation, molecular function: U6 snRNA binding.
GGUGACAACGGCCAGCACCAUGUCAGAAAAGCCAGGGAUGGCGGGCAAAGAGGUGUUCUGGAGGCCCGCCUUAUAAAGCUUGCAUCAGCCGUUGCUUGCCCAAGCUAGGCUUUCCAGAAUAUUCCUCCAGUCUCCUCUCCUUCCCCUGUCAUUGCUGAAGACGGCACAGAACCACCCCAUGCUGGUGGAGCUGAAGAACGGGGAAACAUACAACGGGCACCUGGUGAGCUGUGAUAACUGGAUGAACAUCAACCUGCGCGAGGUCAUCUGCACAUCCAGGGACGGGGACAAGUUCUGGCGGAUGCCGGAGUGCUACAUCCGCGGCAGCACCAUCAAGUACCUGCGCAUCCCCGAUGAGAUCAUCGACAUGGUCAAGGAGGAGGUGCUGGCCAAGGGCCGCGGGCGCGGCGGCCUGCAGCAGCAGAAGCAGCAGAAGGGCCGCGGCAUGGGCGGCGCGGGCCGAGGUGUGUUUGGCGGCCGGGGCCGAGGUGGCAUCCCUGGCACAGGCCGAGGGCAGCCCGAGAAGAAGCCAGGCCGGCAGGCGGGCAAGCAGUGAGAGCCCCCCACGGGUAUCCCCAGAGACUGAGUGUUCCCCCAGCCCCCCGCCCUCCUGGUGGCCCCAGGACUGCUGGGAGGGGAAGGAGGGGGCGCCGCGGAACCCCUCACACCGGAAGCCUGCUGGGUGUUUACUGUUCUGCGAAGGCCUCGCUCCCCCAGGGCCAAGGCCGAAGCUGACGCGGGCUCCCUGCCCUCCCUGGCCUUGCGGCGCGCACACAGUGGGGGUCUGCAUUUCCCGGGGUGCGUGAGGCCCCUCACACAGCCAAGCCUGGACAGCAGCCUAACCGGUGUCAGGGUCGCUAAACCCCAACCCCUCCCCGUGAUGACUGCGGCGGCGGCAGCUUGAGCCCCCUGCCACCAGGCCUGGCCAGCUCCCUGCCCACCUCCUCCUCCUCCUGUUACAAGAAUAAACCUAUAGACCCACCU